GAGGGUCUGUUGCUCGGUCAGAGAUCCGAGAUUGCUGGGGACUGCAGGCCACUGACGCUUCAGGAUGAAAGCUGUGGUGCUGACCUUAGCUGUGCUCUUCUUCACGGGGACCCAGGCCCGCCAUCUCCUGCAACAUGAUGACGCCCAGAGCUACUGGGACAAUAUAAAGGACUUGGCCAUUACCUACGCCGAGACACUCAAGGACAGUGGCCGAGACCAAGUGGCCCAGCUAGAGGCGUCCGGUGUGGCCAAACAACUCAACCUGAAACUCCUGGAUAACUUCGACACGGUGAGCACCAGCCUGACCAAGCUUCAUGAGCAGUUGGCCCCGGCGGCUCAGGAGUGGUGGGACAAAGUGGAGAAGGAAACGCAAGAUCUGAGGUCGUCGGUGAACCAGGAUCUGGAUGCAGUGAAGGAGAAGGCGAAACCCUACCUGGACGAGUUCCAGAAGAAGGUGCAGGAAGAGGUGGAGGUCUAUCGCCAGAAGGUGGCACCCUUAAACACCGAGUUCCAGGAGAAGCUUCGGGAGUUGCAGGACAAGAUAAGGCCGCUGGCCGAGGAGUUGCGUGACCAUUUGCGGGGAGAGGUGGAGAAGCUGCGGCAGAAGUUGGCACCCUACGGGGACGACAUGCGCCUGGUGGUGGGGCAGCGCCUGGAGGAGCUCAAGGCCAACAGCGGCGUCCUGACCGACUACCAUAACAAGGCCAGCGAGCAUCUGGGUGUCCUGCGUGACAAGGCCAAGCCUGUGCUGGAGGACCUGCAGCAGGGCCUCAUGCCCGUGUGGGAGAACAUCAAGACCAGCGCACUGUCCACCUUGGAGCAUUUACAAAAGCAGCUGGAAAGCCAGUGAACGCCGGGGUUCUGACCCCCUUUCCUAGAAUAAAGAUUUCCAAAGCGG
Suncus etruscus (white-toothed pygmy shrew) is the source of this 898-nucleotide messenger RNA. RefSeq names its product apolipoprotein A1 (gene APOA1). Gene Ontology annotation, molecular function: high-density lipoprotein particle receptor binding; lipid binding. Lineage: Eukaryota; Metazoa; Chordata; Mammalia; Eulipotyphla; Soricidae. The transcript has 4 exons. The record is from RefSeq and is a predicted model, not a curated record. Gene Ontology annotation, biological process: lipoprotein metabolic process; lipid transport. Bases 65 to 850 code for a protein of 261 amino acids. Gene Ontology annotation, cellular component: extracellular region.